UCAGCGGGCGUGGGCCAGUGACGACAUGACCAGGCCACAAGGCACCAAAGUUGAAGAAAACAACGAGGAUUCAGCUGCCAACCAAAAAGCCAAAUCAUCAAAAGAGUCAGAACCUAGCCGCUGGAGGCGGUGCAGCAAGCUUUCAGACAUGCAUGGAAGGGUUAUAAAGACUUUGCUUGGGGCCAUGAUGAACUCAGGCCGCUGUCCAAGUCCUACAGUGAGUGGUUUGGUCUGGGUUUGACACUCAUCGAUGCGCUGGACACCAUGUGGAUCCUGGGGCUAAAGAAGAAUUUGAAGAAGCGAAGACGUGGGUGGCCACAGAGCUCACGUUCAGCAAGAAUGUAGAUGUUAACCUGUUUGAAAGCACCAUCCGCAUCCUGGGAGGCCUGCUGAGCACCUACCAUCUAACUGGAGACACCCUGUUCCUAGACAAAGCUUCCUUCUCUGCAGAAAGACAUCGGCUCUCGGCUGAUGCCAGCCUUCAACACCCCGUCCAAGAUCCCGUACUCUGAUGUGAACAUUGGCAAAGGCACAGCCCACCCGCCUCGCUGGACUUCAGACAGCACUGUGGCAGAGGUCACAAGCAUCCAGCUGGAGUUCAGAGAGCUCACCCGCCUCACCCAGGACCCACGGUACCAGGCUGCAGUGGCUGAAGUUAUGACACAGGUCCACAAGCUGGACGGCAAGCUGGACGGUCUCGUGCCCAUGUUCAUCAACACAAACAAUGGACAGUUCACCCAUCAAGGCAUCUACACACUGGGGGCCAGAGCAGACAGCUACUAUGAAUACCUGCUGAAGCAGUGGAUCCAGGGAGGCAAGAAGGAGAACCAGCUCUUGGAGGACUACCUGCAGGCGAUCGAGGGUGUAAAGAAGAACCUGUUGCAGAAGUCUUCGCCUAAUGGCCUGACCUUUGUUGGAGAGGUCUCACAUGGACAGUUCAGCCCUAAAAUGGAUCAUUUAGUGUGUUUCUUGCCGGGCACUCUGGCCCUCGGUGCUCACAACGGCCUGCCUGAUGAUCACAUGGACUUGGCCAAACAGCUGAUGGAGACCUGCUACCAGAUGUAUGCCCAGAUGGAGACUGGCCUCAGUCCAGAGAUCGUCCACUUCAACAUGCAUCAGGGCAGCAACCGAGACAUCGAUGUAAAGCUCGCAGACAGGCACAACCUCCUGCGACCAGAGACGGUGGAGAGUCUCUUCUACCUGUACAGGUUCACCAAGGACCACAAGUAUCAGGACUGGGGCUUUGAGAUACUUCAGAACUUCAACAAGUACACCAAGGUGUCCUCCGGCGGCUACACCUCCAUCAAUAACGUGCGUGACCCAGACUACACGAGUCCGCGAGACAAGAUGGAGAGCUUCUUCCUGGGAGAGACCCUGAAAUAUCUGUACCUGCUCUUCUCAGACGACCCCAACCUCAUCAGCCUAGACCAGUAUGUCUUCAACACUGAAGCUCAUCCCCUGCCUAUAUGGCCUUCCACUGCGUGACACACGCGCGCGCACACACACACACAAAUUCAAAUGGCAGAUGAAACUGCACGUAUAACCAGAACAAACACCUCAGGAUAAUUCCUUCAUCUUCUGUCUCAGUGACUGAAUGCUGUGAAAUCUCAGACCACAGAUGGAAAAAGCCUCUUUUUACUGUUUGGAUCAACUGUUUGCAAAAAAAAAAAAAACAAGAGCCUCCUUCUUGUUAAUUUAUUUGACUAGUCCUUUUGGUUGCAUGGACUUCUGGUAGCUCCAGAGUUUAUGCUGGACAAGCAGAGGAUGGUUUUUGUCCUCAUGACCACCCAGCAUUAAAGAAAAGACCUGAUCGUGACUUGAAUUGUAUUUAAAGCUGCUUCAUAGCUUCUAUUUUGAUUACAGUUGUGAACAUUGUAUUUCUAACAAAACAACUUAAGUGACAAAUUGUGUCACAGAGACAAAAAGUCUUACUUCACCCUUGCAUUGUAUUCCUAUUCCAGUGAAAAGGGUUCUGAAACAGCAUUUAACUCGUUCUAAACAAAGUGUGUCUGCCCUGGUGGUCUGACCCCACAGUUCCACCUCACCGCUCUGCUGACAUGUUCGUACGUCAUCAUGACUCAUAAAAAGCUUCUUCAUCAUCAUGCCGUGUGCUAAAUACACCUGUUCUCACAUGAAAACAGGAAAUAAAUCUGAAGCUUCCUGACAGGUCUUCACACAAGAAAUGUGACUGUGCUGCCUAAAAGUUCAUGUCAAGGAGAAAACAUUGUAAAGUCUUCACACUGCAACAUGAUUAAUGGGUGACGCUGACCAGUCGUCAGAAGUCAGACAUAAUGUUCUAAUAGGGUUGGGUGAUAUGAUGAUCCAUACUGAUGUUCAGAUCCUUACAGAAGCAUUAACAGUGAAUGUUGACGUCUUAUUAAUGAUUAAAUUAAAGCCAUUAAUUACAAGCCAUAACCCUUAAAAAUAUGAUAUGCCUGAUAGGAUUUGCCCAGCAUUUGAAUGUUGCAGCUGGUGAAACUGAUUCUCAUAUUUUAUAAGCUGAUCAUGCUGAAUGUUUACACGUCAAAUCUUAAUCUGCAAAGUGACCUGAGAGACCCAAGUAACAUGUUCAAAGUAGAAUUGAGAUACUGAAGUAUCUAAAAAUUGGAGUCUCGUACUCCACUGCCAUUAUGUUGCCAUCAUUUAUACAGUGAAGUACCUUGGCUCAUCAGGUGUUUCAUUUUCUGUUGGACUAGUCCUGCUUGGUUAAAACCGUCUCUUAAAUGUAGGUCACUAAACGUGACAUAGUAAAUGUUUAGUGAAGGUCAUCCAUAUCACCCAUUCCUUAUUCAUCAAAAUAAAUUCUUUCUGCUUCACUUCUGCCCCUAUUUUUCUUGCCUUAUCGUCUGUGAGGCGUUACUUCUUGCAGCCUGUGUGAAGUGAACCCUGACGGGCUAGAAUCACUUUCUCCAUUUUACACUUGUUCAUGAACACAACAUGGUGGCAACCAGCAAUGAAACGACUGGUCUGAUGACACGUUGAUCAUGUUGCCGCAGUGUGAACAUGCGGUGAGGAUUCUGUCAAUGUCUGUGUGGGUUGGUGUGAUACUGAAAACAAUUUUCAACCUCUCCUCCAUCAUCGCUCUCUACUCGGGGCUCACAUGACCUUGGUCUGGUUCCAGUUGCCAAGCAGCAGAUUUACUUAUGAACUGUGAAGAUUCAGCUACAUUGUUGACCUUUUUAUACUGAGCAGCUGCUCUUUGACUGCAUUUCUUUCUUUUGUCCUUUUCCUUAAGGUGUAGAGUACAUUUGUUUUUCUUUCAGGUGAGAUUUUAAAUAUAAAUUUAGCAUAAUAUAUUUGGUUUGUAGUGUAUAUUUAAAAGGUGUAAUUACAGCUGUCUCAGUGCAGUGGGUAGUCAUGUCUUCUGCACAGCUUGCAGUCAUUCCUGUAAAUAUUCCAGUUUACAUCAUCGCUCUACUUGUAGAUGUUGACUUAAGGACUUCAUGAUUUCGUAUUAAGACCAAACGUCUUGUAAAUUCUGUGUAUUUUUUUUCUUGUCCUUGGUGUUGUUUCACAUGUGCCUUUAAUGUUGCUUCGGACAACAUUCAAAAGACAUUCAACUGUUAACGGUCUGUAAAUGUCCAUUUCUAUUCCAUUUGUGCUAUUUUUACAUGUGCAUAUGUUGCUGAUUUGCAGCUUACGGUCAUUGUGACUUCUGCAGAAAUAACUAUUUUUACAGU
Molecule: messenger RNA, 3680 nt
Organism: Larimichthys crocea (large yellow croaker)
Lineage: Eukaryota; Metazoa; Chordata; Actinopteri; Sciaenidae
Gene: man1b1b
Product: mannosidase, alpha, class 1B, member 1b
Exons: 9
Coding region: 472-1485 (337 amino acids)
Biological process (GO): mannose trimming involved in glycoprotein ERAD pathway; carbohydrate metabolic process
Cellular component (GO): membrane; endoplasmic reticulum
Molecular function (GO): mannosyl-oligosaccharide 1,2-alpha-mannosidase activity; calcium ion binding
Source: RefSeq, a predicted model, not a curated record